This is a messenger RNA of Vicugna pacos (alpaca), 3309 nucleotides long. The record is from RefSeq and is a predicted model, not a curated record. Lineage: Eukaryota; Metazoa; Chordata; Mammalia; Artiodactyla; Camelidae.
GUGUGCGUGUGUGUGCGCGCGCGCAUGUGUGUGUGUUUUAAGGAAAAAAGCCCACAGUCCAGUCCAGUCAGACCCAGCCUGGGAGGCUUGUGAGCCGGCCUUUCGUAAUUGCCCCCUCCCCGCGGCCCCCUCCCCGAGGCCUCCCCCUUCUCCCGCCCUCCCGCCCGCCCUCUCUCCCUCCCUCCUUCCCUCGCAGCCGACGAGGCAGCAAUUACGCUUUGGGGAUAAAACGAGGCGCAGAGAGCGGGCUGGGGCAUUUCUCCCCGAGAUGGCGGGUCUGACAGCUGCAGCCCUGCGGCCAGGAGUCCUCCUGCUCCUGCUGUCCAUCGUCCACCCCUCGCAGCCUGGAGGGGUCCCAGGGGCUAUUCCUGGUGGAGUUCCUGGAGGCGUCUUCUACCCAGGAGCUGGUCUAGGAGGCCUGGGAGUAGGAGCACUGGGCCCUGGAGGCAAACCACCCAAGCCAGGUGUUGGAGGGCUCGCAGGCGCUGGCCUUGGGGCAGGGCUCGGGGCCUUUCCUGCAGGCGCCUUCCCCGGGGCUCUGGUGCCCGGUGGCGCGGCUGCAGCAGCCUAUAAAGCUGCUGCCAAGGCUGGUGCUGGGCUUGGUGGUGUUGGCGGUAUUGGCGGCAUUGGUGGCUUAGGAGUGUCUACAGGUGCGGUGGUGCCUCAGCUUGGAGCAGGAGUCGGAGCUGCAGGGAAGCCUGGGAAAGUGCCAGGUGUGGGGAUCCCAGGUGUAUACCCAGGUGGAGUGCUCCCAGGCACAGGAGCUCGCUUCCCAGGUAUAGGGGUUCUUCCUGGGGUUCCCACUGGAGCAGGAGUCAAGGCCAAGGCCCCAGGUGGAGGUGGAGCUUUUGCUGGAAUCCCAGGAGUUGGACCCUUUGGGGGUCAGCAGCCUGGAGUCCCGCUGGGGUACCCCAUCAAGGCACCCAAACUACCAGGUGGCUAUGGACUGCCCUACAGCACUGGGAAGCUGCCCUAUGGCUAUGGGCCCGGAGGAGUGGCUGGUGCCGCGGGCAAGGCUGGGUACCCGACUGGGACAGGAGUUGGCACCCAGGCGGCGGCAGCAGCAGCAGCUAAAGCAGCAAAGUUUGGUGCUGCAGGAGCCGGAGUUCUCCCUGGGGUUGGUGUUGGCGUUCCUGGCGUGGCUGGCGCGAUUCCUGGCAUUGGAGGCAUCGCAGGGGCUGGGGCUCCAGAUGCUGCUGCUGCUGCUGCUGCUGCAAAGGCGGCUGCUAAGGCAGCCAAAUAUGGAGCUGCUGGAUUGGUGCCUGGGGUGCCAGGCUUUGUCCCAGGAGUUGGAGUCCCUGGUGUUGGGGUCCCAGGAGUUGGAGUCCCAGGAGUUGGAGUCCCAGGAGUUGGAGUCCCAGGUGUUGGAGUCCCAGGGGCUGUGUCACCAGCUGCAGCUGCUAAAGCAGAGGCCAAAGCAGCCAAAUACGGGGCCAGAGCCGGGGUGGGAGUUGGAGGCAUUCCCACUUUUGGGGUUGGCCCUGGGGGCAUUCCUGGCUUCGGUGUCGGUGUUGGAGGUGUUCCUGGAGCUGGCAUUUCCCCUGCAGCCCAGGCAGCCGCCGCAGCCAAGGCAGCCAAGAUUGGUGCUGCAGGGGCCCUGGGAGGACUGGUGCCAGGUGCCGCAGGAGCAAUACCCGGUGUGCCAGGCGUUGGAGGGGUGCCAGGAGUGGUGACUCCAGCAGCUGCCGCCGCUGCCAAAGCAGCUGCCAAAGCAGCCCAGUUUGGGUUAGGCCCUGGCGUUGGUGUGCCUCCUGGUGUUGGUGUGGCUCCUGGCGUUGGUGUGGCUCCCGGUGUUGGUGUGGCUCCUGGCGUUGGCAUUGGCCCUGGCGGUGUUAUAGGAGCAGGGGUCCCAGCUGCAGCCAAAUCCGCUGCUAAGGCAGCCGCCAAAGCCCAGUUCCUGCCUGGACCCCUGGCUGCAGCUAAAGCAGCCAAAUAUGGAGCAGGAGGGAUUGGGGCCCUCGGAGGGCUUGGAGACCUUGGUGGAGCCGGUAUCCCAGGUGGUGUGGCAGGAGUUGGACCCGCUGCUGCUGCUGCUGCUGCCAAAGCCGCCGCCAAAGCCGCCCAAUUUGGCCUGGGGGUACCCGGUGGGCUCGGAGUCGGAGGACUGGGAGUUGGAGGUCUUGGGGCCGGUGGAAUUGUCCCAGGGGUUGGGCCCUUUGGAGGUGUGUCCCCAGCUGCAGCAGCUAAAGCAGCCAAAUACGGAGUUGCAGCAAGGCCUGGCUUCGGACUGUCUCCUAUUUUCCCAGGUGCUGGAGCCGGGGGCCUGGGAGUUGGUGGUGGGGCCUGCCUGGGGAAAUCCUGUGGCCGGAAGAGAAAGUGAGCGUCCCAGGACCCCUGACUCACGACCUCAUCAACGUUGGUGCUACUGCUUGGUGGAGAAUGUAAACCCUUUGUGACCCCCUCCUUCCUUCCGUCCCAUGCCCCCUCCUAAGUUCCCGCCCCGGGAGGGGUCGGGGCAGGCCGGGCGGCCUCAGAAAUCCACAGGGCAAGGAAACAAGAGAAUGGUGGCCAAGUGGGCCCGGGGAGGCCCCCACCUUCAGAGGCAAGGGGUGGGUGGGCUUGGCCCCCUGCCCCCACCCCCUUCCCACCCAGGAGCUCCCCCUCCACACACUCUCCAUCUCCAGGGGAACUUGGUGCUACGUGCUGGUGCUCUCAUCUUCCUGCGGGGAGGGAGGAGGGAAGGGCAGCCCCUUAGGGAAUCCCCUCCCUGGGGCUCCUCUGAAGAUGGUGCAGACACUUCCUGGGCAGUCUCACCUCCCCCUGCCCACCAUGACCCACCUCUGGCUGUGGUCCAGUUGGUACCCAAGCAUCGAAACCCUCAAGCUGGAUUCGGUCACACCAUCUCUUGGCCCCCAUGGCCCCCUCUCCCCCACCAAUCGCUAUUCCCCAAUGUCUGGGGACAUUCAGGUCGGAAGACACCCCCCUCCAUUGGAAAUAGCCCUCUUGCUCUUGUGGAAUUUAUCCACCCAUCUGUCCAUACGUCCAUCCGUCCUUGUCCCCAUUUGGUUGCCUGGCACCACUAGCUGGCUGGGCGCCCCCAUCAUCAACUUGGUUAACCUGUCAUGGCAGCCUGUGCCCGGCCUCCGCCCCACCACACACACCCCUACGAAGGAGCCCUGAUCCCAGGGUGUGAGGGGCUGUGCCGGCUGGGGCAGCAGGAAUCUCCCCCCAACCUGGGUUUCCCCCCACGCAGUACUGUAUCCCCUGUCCCUCCCUCGAGCCACUGUACUUCAGAGCAUCCCCCCGCCCCGCCCAUCUCUUUGUGUCUCGCUGUGAUAGAUCAAUAAAUAUUUUAUUUUUUGUCCUGGA